Fibroporia radiculosa is the source of this 1002-nucleotide messenger RNA. RefSeq lists its product as uncharacterized. The record is from RefSeq and is a predicted model, not a curated record. The coding region runs from base 1 to 1002 and encodes 333 amino acids. The transcript has 4 exons. Gene Ontology annotation, biological process: maturation of SSU-rRNA from tricistronic rRNA transcript (SSU-rRNA, 5.8S rRNA, LSU-rRNA). Lineage: Eukaryota; Fungi; Basidiomycota; Agaricomycetes; Polyporales; Fibroporiaceae. Gene Ontology annotation, cellular component: nucleolus; preribosome, small subunit precursor.
AUGGCACCUGUGCGACAUAAAAUAUCAGCAGCUACGGGUUCCUCCUCUUCGAACGGCCACCAUCACCAGAAUUUACAGAAGAGCAAGAGACUACCACAUCGCCAAAAACCUUACGAGGAUGGGGCUUCCUCAGCCGCCCUACCGGGUGUACAGAAAGUAAAGGCGGCAUUGAGACAGACGAGACGACUCUUGGCAAAGCAGGAAAACCUCGCUGCUGAUGUACGCACGACAACAGAGCGUAGGCUGAAAUCACUCGAAGCGGAUUUAGCCCAGGCAGAACUCGCGAGGAAGGAACGCACAUUGGCUGCGCGAUAUCAUGGUGUAAAGUUUUUCGAGCGCCAGAAAGUGACGAGACGAGUACAACAAGUCAAGCGUCAGUUGGCAGAAUUGCAGGAAAAUGUCAAAGGCAAGGAUGACAAGAAGAAAAGCGAUGGGAAAGAACUCGAGAAGCUCGGAAGGAAACUUGAGCAGCUCAGGGUGGAUUUAAAUUACACAAUCCAUUAUCCCAAAUUGAAGAAAUAUAUCUCUUUGUUCCCCCCUGAGCUUCGCUCACAAUCGCAUACGCACCCGGAACCGUAUCCACACACUUACUCCCGUCCGGAUCGGGACGGCAAAAAACCGGAGAAUGAGACAGACGCGCAGAGAGAAGAGGUGCGGGCUUGGGUUCGAGAGCAGAUGGCCGCCGGUGAGAUGAGUGCUGAGCCAGAAUUGGAGAGACAACCAGGAGCUCCAAAACGGACAAAUCCUACGAAGGCAAGUUCGUGGAGCGAGGUUAUCCAUACCGCAAAAGUAUCUAGCUCGAAACACAAAGCAAAACUAUUACCAUCCAGUGCCAAGAGCAUUAUAGCUGGCCCCAGUGGGAAUGUUACUCAGCAGGACGCUUUCUUCGGAGAUGAUGAAGAAGAUGGUGACGGAAUGAAAGAAGACGAAGAGAGUGAGAUCAUGGGCGGCGGAGGAGAUUCUGAUUCAGACGAAGAGGAAGAGGAUGUAGACGAAGACUAG